This is a messenger RNA of Hibiscus syriacus, 715 nucleotides long. Its product is annotated as peptide methionine sulfoxide reductase B5-like. Gene Ontology annotation, molecular function: peptide-methionine (R)-S-oxide reductase activity. The record is from RefSeq and is a predicted model, not a curated record. The transcript is spliced from 3 exons. NCBI's taxonomy places the organism in Eukaryota, Viridiplantae, Streptophyta, Magnoliopsida, Malvales, Malvaceae. Gene Ontology annotation, biological process: protein repair; response to oxidative stress. The coding region runs from base 145 to 564 and encodes 139 amino acids.
CCCGUCCACUUUCAUUUUCUGGAAACAGAGUAAACAGCAAAAAGAUAAAUUCUUCGAAGUAUCAGUCUAGAUUCACGCUUGGGUUUUCACGUAUAUAAGUGGCGCAGUUAGAGACUCGAGCCUCGUAAACUGCCGCCGUUGAAGAUGAGUGCAUCAUCGGGUUCUGUUCAGAAAACGGAGGAAGAAUGGCGGGCGGUUCUUUUGCCGGAGCAGUUUCGGAUUCUGCGUGAAAAAGGAACCGAGUUGCGAGGAACCGGAGAGUAUGACAAAUUUUUCGAGGAAGGGGUGUACAAUUGUGCCGGUUGUGGGACACCGCUUUACAAAUCCACGACCAAAUUCAACUCCGGCUGUGGUUGGCCUGCGUUCUACGAGGGUUUCCCUGGAGCCAUAAACCGAACUCCCGAUCCUGAUGGGAGAAGAACCGAGAUUACAUGUGCAGCUUGUGGAGGGCACUUGGGUCAUGUUUUCAAAGGGGAAGGGUUCUCGGUUCCGACCGAUGAACGCCACUGUGUGAACAGCGUCUCGAUCAACUUUGUUCCGGGUAACGCAGCUCCUUCGGUGUGAGGAAAAAGGAAAGUUGUUUCAGCAGGGAAAAAACCGAGUUGUACGAUGUCAACAAAUAAAAAUAAAGCCCUCUUAUGGUUAUUUGAACCCUUUUGUAUCAGAUAACAUGAAGAUGUUAUAUGCUUAUUUGCAGUGCUGUUCUUAGCUUUCA